AGUGCUCGGGCAACUUCCUAGCGCGUCGGUCGGUCUUUUUUAAGCGCCAAAUACCAUAAGCGCCAAUCACUAGAGGAACGCGAUUACCGUUAGACGAUUACUGUUUACCGUUUGUCGUAAAUCGCUUUUACGUCGACCGUUAGAAAAUUAUUUGAAAAACGCUUGCAGGUGUCUGAACGAUACCAUUAAAAAGAAAACAGCAAAAUACGUGAGAAAAAAAGUGUGUUAAAACGAAUAUUGAAUAGUGGUGCCAAACUAAAGAAUUAUUUUCGUUGAGUGCAAUUUUUUUUGAAGUGUUUUUGAAAUUGUUUCUUUUGUUGUUGCACAAAUUGCUGCCACAAGUGAGUCGAAAAGGUUUUGGAAAACGUGUUGUGGAAGAACAUUUUGCUGCUGUUUGAGCAAAAGCAGCUGCAUAAGCGAGCAGUCAAGCGUCCAUCAUCACAGUGAAGCAACGCUAAUGGGAGCUCCAGAGGACCUGGGAUGAUGAGAAUCAUGAUGAUGGUGGCACAGCAGAACGGUGAUCAAAUCGCCAAAAGCAGCAUUCGCAAUCGCAGCAUACCGAAUAGCGAGAACUUUGAGUUCCACAAUCUCAGUCGGAUGUCGACAAGACAACAACAGCAACAGCAACAGGAACAGCAAAGGCCACAGACAGCUAGACAGCAACAAUUAGAGACAAUUAGCCAGAGGCAACCCAAUCAAUCCAUAUUCAGACCGAAGCUGGCGCAUUUUCAAUUAGCUGCCAAUGGAGGCAGACGAUUGCAGCUGUUGCUGUUCUUUUUGCUCUGCAAUUGCAUUGAUAUUUCCAUUUCACACAAAAUCUCCUCAGUAGGCGCCUUCGAGCCGGAUUUUGUCAUUCCGCUGGAGAAUGUGACCGUUGCCCAGGGCCGGGACGCGACAUUCACGUGUGUGGUCAACAACUUGGGUGGUCAUCGGGUGAGUGGUGACGGUGCGUCAGGCCCAGCCAAGGUCGCUUGGAUAAAGGCCGAUGCAAAAGCCAUUCUGGCCAUACACGAGCACGUGAUAACGAACAAUGAUCGACUAUCGGUUACCCACAACGAUUACAACACUUGGACACUCAACAUACGCAGCGUUAAAAUGGAGGAUGCCGGCAAAUACAUGUGCCAGGUCAAUACUGAUCCAAUGAAAAUGCAAACCGCCGUACUGGAAGUGGUCAUUCCGCCGGAUAUAGUCAACGAGGAGACUUCCGGUGAUAUGAUGGUGCCCGAGGGCGGAUCCGCUAAGCUCGUCUGCCGCGCCCGCGGCCAUCCCAAGCCCAGGAUCACUUGGCGUCGCGAGGAUGGUCGCGAUAUUAUCGCACGCAAUGGUGCUCAUCAGAAAACCAAAGCCAUUUCAGUGGAGGGCGAAAUGUUGACGCUAUCGAAAGUCACGCGAUCGGAAAUGGGCGCCUACAUGUGCAUUGCCUCCAAUGGAGUGCCGCCAACCGUGAGCAAACGCAUGAAGCUACAGGUGCACUUUCAUCCGCUGGUGCAAGUGCCAAAUCAAUUGGUUGGAGCCCCGGUUCUAACGGAUGUCACAUUAAUUUGCAACGUUGAGGCAUCGCCAAAAGCCAUCAAUUACUGGCAGCGCGAGAAUGGUGAAAUGAUUAUUGCAGGUGAGCGAUAUGCCCUCACCGAGAAGGAGCACAACAUGUACUCCAUCGAGAUGAUUCUGCACAUUCGACGACUACAAUCGUCUGACUUUGGUGGCUACAAGUGCAUCUCAAAGAACAGCAUUGGGGAUACCGAAGGCACCAUACGGCUAUACGAAAUGGAGCGACCUGGCAAAAAAAAUCAACGCGAAGAGGAUCUCAAUGAAGUGACGAAGAACGAGGUGGUGGUCAAAGACAAUCGAUCCGAAGAUGGGUCACGCAACCAGAAUGGUCGCCUGUACAAAGACCGCAGCCAGGCGGCGGACGUGGGCAGUGGGGCACUGAGCAGGAAUGGGCCAGGGACAAUGCCACUCAUAGGAAUUCUAACAGUAUUCGUCUUAUUAACAACUAAACUGUGCUGCAAUACAAAAGGUGACAGUCAAGCCACUUGCGCCAUACAGGACGCGGAGUGUACAGUUGACAGAUCAAAGACAAGGAUAACAAGGGCUGAUGAACCGUUGGCAACAGCCCAACAGCAACCGCUACAAAGGGCCCUUAGAAUUUUAGCUUCAUUAAAUUGUAAUUAUAAAGAUGCAUUAACAGCAACAAUAAGAGCCGACAAGAACAACAACAACACACACACAUGGCUAAAAAAAACAACCAAAAAUAUGCCACACAAACAAGGAGCUUAAGGCAACAAAACAACGUCAACUACAAUUGAGUUUUUUCCUCUUUUUUUUUGAGUCUUUGUAUUGCAUUGGACAUUAUUCAAUAAGAAGAAAUACAUGUACGCAUAAGUAGUUAAGAUUAAAUGGAAAUCGAUAAAAACGCGUUUAAAUGUUACCUCGUUAGUCAAAGAAAACAAAAAAAAAAA
Molecule: messenger RNA, 2462 nt
Organism: Drosophila grimshawi
Lineage: Eukaryota; Metazoa; Arthropoda; Insecta; Diptera; Drosophilidae
Gene: DIP-beta
Product: protein amalgam
Exons: 10
Coding region: 481-2280 (599 amino acids)
Cellular component (GO): neuron projection
Source: RefSeq, a predicted model, not a curated record